GGUGGAGAAUCCGCUGAGCGUUUCCGGAACCGCAAAGGAUAUUUUUCGUUAAACGUUCAAGCGAUAUGCAAUGCUAAUUUGGAAAUAAUUGAUGUUGUUGCAAGAUAUGAUGGAAGCACUCACGACUCCAGAAUAUUUCGAGAGUCAAAAAGAAGAGCUUUAUUUGAGCAAGGAGUUUAUGGGGACGCAGUACUGGUAGGAGAUAGUGGCUAUGCCUCUGCAAAUUACAUGAUGAUACCACUACAAGAAUGCCAUACACCAGCGGAAAACUUGUAUAAUGAGUCACAGAUAAGGACGAGAAAUGUUGUUGAAAGAUUUUUCGGUGUUUGGAAAAGACGUUUUCCAGUAAUGGCUUUAGAUUUACGAGUAAAACUGAUGCGUGUUUUCCCUAUCAUCACUGCAACAUUAGUAUUGCAUAAUAUUGCCCGAAUAGCUGGAGAAGAAGUCCUCAGAGGCUUUAAUAUGAUACUCCCUGCUCCUUGGGAAGAAAUACUUGCCCAGGAUAACAUAGACAUUGAAUAUGCGCCAAACCCCAUUAAUCGAAGAGUAACACAGCAAAACAGUGGGCGACAGGCGUUAAUAGAUGGUCACUUUGAGAGGUAA
This is a messenger RNA of Metopolophium dirhodum (rose-grain aphid), 603 nucleotides long. Its product is annotated as putative nuclease HARBI1. The record is from RefSeq and is a predicted model, not a curated record. The transcript has a single exon. The annotation marks the transcript as partial. NCBI's taxonomy places the organism in Eukaryota, Metazoa, Arthropoda, Insecta, Hemiptera, Aphididae.